This is a messenger RNA of Serendipita indica DSM 11827, 795 nucleotides long. The record is from the annotation of a GenBank genome assembly. NCBI's taxonomy places the organism in Eukaryota, Fungi, Basidiomycota, Agaricomycetes, Sebacinales, Serendipitaceae.
AUGCCUCAGCAUAUGGGCUCUGCACCGUUUUAUAUGCAUCAACCCGUCGCUGGCUCGUCGCAAUAUCCAAUCAACUACCUAGGGGUUCCUCAAUCACAACCAACUGUACAGCAGCAGCAAGCAACGCCUGCGGAAGCUUCUCCUGCACAACCCACGGCAAGCACUUCGUCAACACGGCGGCCAGCAGCGCGAAAGCACCGAUGGGAAGACAAGAAAAUCGACGCUCUAUCUGAUCCUCAAGUGAAGGAACACAUGAGAAAAGCUCUGGCGAGACUGGCUGAUGAAGAAGCACCGGGAGUCAAGCUCGAGGACGAAGCAACAGAAAUGCUUCUACAUAUUGCAAACGACUUUCUCAAUGAAAUCACCAAUCUUUCAUUUCGCGUUGCAGAACAUCGUGCUGGUGAGAAUCCGACAGAUGAUGACAUCGUUGUAAGGGCCGAAGACAUGGAGUUGUACCUAGCGCGAUUAGGUUUACGCAUUCCUGCCACGCCACGACCAAGACGAGUGCCUCAACCGGGCGAAACGGAACGUGUUGUCGAUAGAGUACUCGCGCCUACUCCUCCUCUGGCGCAGUCAAGAGGGCGACGAAAUACGGGCCCAACCCAGCAAGACUCAGAGUCGUCAGAGGAACUGACUGAAGAAGAGGACGAAGAAGAGGAUGAGGAUGAGGAUGAGGACGAUGAAGACAGCGAUGCAGACAAACCGAGAGAGAGCAAGCGACUCAAGGCUCGAGCAGAGGCAGAAAAGGUCAAGAGAGGGCGUGGAAGGGGAACACGUGGACGACCGCGUAAAUGA